Messenger RNA from Chinchilla lanigera (long-tailed chinchilla), 3107 nucleotides. It is a transcript of the gene Mthfd2l, whose product is annotated as methylenetetrahydrofolate dehydrogenase (NADP+ dependent) 2-like. Gene Ontology annotation, biological process: tetrahydrofolate interconversion. Gene Ontology annotation, cellular component: mitochondrion. The transcript has 8 exons. The coding region runs from base 884 to 1753 and encodes 289 amino acids. Lineage: Eukaryota; Metazoa; Chordata; Mammalia; Rodentia; Chinchillidae. The record is from RefSeq and is a predicted model, not a curated record. Gene Ontology annotation, molecular function: methenyltetrahydrofolate cyclohydrolase activity; methylenetetrahydrofolate dehydrogenase (NADP+) activity; methylenetetrahydrofolate dehydrogenase (NAD+) activity.
AUGCUGGAAUUACAGGUCUGCACCACCAUGCCUAGCUAGGUAUCUUCUUUUUAAAUGUUAAUAACUAGUGAUUCAAAUGUUCAUUCACAACAUCACAAAUAAUCAAGGGAACACUCUACCACCUACAGAACAACUUAUUAUUGGUAACUGACCCUAAAGUGAUGGAGAUCUACAAACUGCCUAACAAAGAAUUCUAAAUAGCCAUCUUAAAGGAGCUCAGUGAGCUACAAGAGAACAUGCAUAGACAACUAAAUGAAAUCAGGAAAACAAUACCAAAAUAAAAUUAGAAGUCAAGAGUAAGGUGGAAACCAUUAAAAAAAAAAAAAAGAACUUUUUCUGGAGGUACUGACAUACUGACUGAAACAAAAAGUUCUGGAGAAAUCUUACAGCAGACAUCUAUAAAUCCAUGCGAUUUAUAGAUCACCAGCAAGGGAAACCACGUGCAGAUUUUGGUUGUCUUGAAGGACAACCAGAAGAGAAAAGACAAAGUGAGGAAUGAAGAAGGAGGCAGUACAAUGGAUAGCACAGAAAUAUAAAGGAUGCUGAGAGACUCCAUGGACACUUACGCACUGAAAAAUUGGAUAUCCUAGAAAAAAUGGAUACAUUCCCAGAAAUACACAACCUACCAAGCUGGAAUCAUGAAGAAAUACAGAAUAUGAACAGAUUAAGAUUGAGUAAGGGGAUCGAAUCAGUAAUCAAAAUCCUUGCAACAAAGGAAGUCUGGAAUCUGAUGGCUUCGUUGGUGAACACUGUCAUACCUUGAAGAAGUACUACUGACCCUUUAAAAACUCUUCCAGAAAACUAGAAGAAGGAGCAACAUUUCCAGUGCUGUGAGGUCAAGACCACUGUGAGACAUGAAGCCACCGUCAUCUCGGGUACUGAAAUGGCCAAACAGAUCCAGAAGGAAGUUCAGCAAGGUGUGGAGGCCUGGCUCGCUCUGGGACACGAGAGGCCUCACCUGAGCAUUGUUUUAGUGGGGGACAACCCAGCAAGCCACACCUAUGUGAGGAACAAGAUCCGAGCUGCCUCCGCCGUAGGUAUCUGUAGUGAGCUUAUUCUAAAACCUAAGGAAGUUUCUCAGGAAGAACUUUUGGAUAUAACUGAUCAGUUGAACAUGGAUCCCAAAGUCAGUGGCAUAUUAGUCCAGCUACCACUUCCAGACCACGUGGAGGAGAGAACCAUAUGCAAUGGAAUUGCCCCAGAAAAAGACGUGGACGGUUUUCAUGUUGUUAAUGUGGGGAGACUGUGCCUGGACCAGCGUUCCUUCAUCCCUGCCACUGCUGGUGCUGUCUGGGAGAUCAUCAGGAGGACAGGAAUCGACACCUUUGGGAAAAAUGUGGUUGUGGUGGGAAGAUCCAAGCACGUGGGCCUGCCUAUCGCCAUGCUCCUGCACACAGAUGGAGACCACGAGCGACCGGGAGGUGAUGCGACAGUGACCAUAGCCCACAGGUGCACCCCCAGGGCGCAGCUGAAGACCCAGACGCAGCUGGCGGACAUCAUCGUGGUCGCUGCAGGCGUUCCAAAGUUGAUCACACCUGAUAUGGUUAAAGAAGGUGCUGCUGUGAUUGACGUGGGCAUCAACUGCAUCUGCGAUCCCAUGACAGCAAAGACAAAAUUAGUUGGUGAUGUGGACUUUGAAGCUGUGAGGAAGAAAGCCAGCUUUAUCACUCCGGUCCCGGGCGGUGUGGGCCCCGUGACGGUGGCGAUGCUUCUGAGGAACACCCUUCUGGCAGCUCAGAAAGUCAUUUACUAGAGCACAGGGAAGAAUAAAGUGGCUCGGGAGGUCAGACUGGUCACUGAUCUGGCAAACAGCAAAGACCUUUCUAUGUCACUACAGAGCUAUUUAUUUCUAUAUUGUCUUUAUUUUCUUCAUGAAUGGAAUCAUCGUGGAAGAGGUGGUUCGCACAGUUUUAUGCAUUUGCUGUUAACAGAUUUGGAAUUUUCCGUAAAACCAGAACAAUUUGAAUGAAAAAUUUUUUAAUCGUUUUAUGGGUGUUUGUUCAUAAUGUUAAAACAACAAUGGGUUCAUAGUAAAUACAUUUCUGAUAUAAUGAGAUAGCACACAUACUAUGUUUUAACAAAUGUUGAAUCAGCCAAAUGUGCACCAUGUAAAAUGUAAUUUAGGUUUUACCCUAAGUGGGCUUGGUUGAUAGAGUCCAUGUUUUAUGUCAGAUACUUGCUAAAGGAAAGAUGGAAUAGUAAACUAAGUCUUGAUCGUAGAUAACUCACAGAUGCAACCAACAGUGAAUGCAAAUGCACUUCACUCUGUACAUGGCAAAGACAGCCAUCCUAAUGAGAAGUGAUAUUCUAUUGAAGGAAAGAAAAAUAUCCAAGGUAGGUGAAAGACCCAAUGCCAUCGGGAAAGUAGGGAUUCUGUCACAGCCUGAAGGACCGUUCCCAUGGUAACACACGUGAAGACUGUGUCAGGUUUAGAUUUCUUUCUUGUUCUAAGAAAGUAUUUGGGCAGUAGCCUCACUGAAGAAUAAUGGAAAAAUCCAAAACACGUACAAAAUAAACCUAACGUUGUGUUUUCGCACCAACAUCAAGAAACUUGGUACAGCAUGAGGGAGGGUGCCCCUAACGGACGGCAACUGAAAGGUUUGUUCCCAAAGUCAGAAAUCUAGUAGGAAGGCCUAGUACUCUCAGUGUGCUGAAACUACAUCUUAGGACACAGCUGAAAAUCUGCAGCUGUGUGUGCACAGUUCGUUCCUGUUCUCUUAUGGCAUCUGGUUCUCAAAAGAAAUAUGGGCUGUCUAGCACAAUUUAUUUUAUUUAUUUAUUUAUUUAUUUAUUUUUUCCAGUACCGGGAAUCGAACUCACGACCUCGCACUUGCCAGGCAGGUGCUGUGCCGCUGAGCUAAAUCCCCAGCCCCUAGCACAAUUUAAAUUAGGAAAUACAUGUGCACAGUACUUGAAGGCUACCUUGAGACUACUAGAACGGUAUAACUGGUAUUUAUUUCUCAUGCACAAGCCCCAGUAUGUUCAUGAAUUAAUAAUGAUUCUUAAUGUGUGUUGGUAUCACUGUGUACUCUUGAUCAUUUUGUGAAAAUAGAUUAGACGUUUAAAAUUAACAUUUCAACUACAGAAUAAAGCAAUUUGAAAAAGGA